Messenger RNA from Sinocyclocheilus rhinocerous, 652 nucleotides. Its product is annotated as guanidinoacetate N-methyltransferase-like. Gene Ontology annotation, cellular component: cytoplasm; nucleus. The transcript is spliced from 4 exons. The record is from RefSeq and is a predicted model, not a curated record. Gene Ontology annotation, molecular function: guanidinoacetate N-methyltransferase activity. Bases 254 to 652 code for a protein of 132 amino acids. Gene Ontology annotation, biological process: creatine biosynthetic process. Lineage: Eukaryota; Metazoa; Chordata; Actinopteri; Cypriniformes; Cyprinidae.
ACAGCUGUUGGGUUAACCAUCAUGAAUCAGAAGCUGUUCCAGCUGUCUGGCUAGAGAGCAAUGCAUGUGAGAGACCAGACCACCCCCUUCUCAGUGGACUCCUUAUCAACACUCACUCUUUGACUACACUGAUUCUUGCACGAUCAGCAGUUCUUUAAAUAUAUAACACUCAAGUCACGCCAGAGACGAUCUCUUCAGCCACUGCGCGUUGAUACAACACCACACCACAUCUGUCAACAUUCAACAAUCCACCAUGACCUCCGCUCAGCCGAUCUUCUCGAAGGGAGAAAACUGCAAACAAGUGUGGCACGACGCGAGUGCUGACUACAAUGAGACCGACACACACUUGGAGAUCAUGGGGAAACCCGUUAUGGAGCGCUGGGAAACUCCAUACAUGCACUCCCUUGCAACAGUUGCUGCAUCUAAAGGUGGAAGGGUGCUCGAGAUCGGCUUUGGAAUGGCCAUAGCAGCCACUAAAGUGGAGUCCUUCCCCAUUGAGGAGCAUUGGAUCAUUGAGUGCAAUGAUGGUGUAUUCCAGAGGCUACAGGAAUGGGCCAAAAGUCAGCCACAUAAAGUUGUUCCUCUGAAAGGCCUGUGGGAAGAUGUGGUGCCAACCCUACCCGACAAUCACUUUGAUGUACAAAAGAGGUGA